CCAAAAUCUCCCUCCAUUUCUCCUGUUCUGUCUCCCCCCUAAUCCACUCAUCAAAUUCCCUAAACCAGAAAUGCUUACUCUCUUAAACCCUAAUUCGUCAGCCUCAAUCAAUCGCCAAUUUAUCCACCAUCAUGAUCAUUGCCAUAUUUGCAAUUACUGAUCUUCCCUGUAUCUCCAAUUUAUUUCCAGAAUGCCACCAACCGCUCGUCCCUCCUCCUGGACCACCAUCGACGCUGAACUUGAUGAGAUUGACCUUGACGCCUCUGACUUUACUUCAUCCGUCCCGAUAAAGAAGGUCCCCAACGGCGACGUCUUCGAGGCCUCACGUGCAGGCGACGUUGAUCGCCUCAGGUACCUCCUGGAGUCCGGCGUUAACGUUAACGCUCGUGACCAGUGGGACUCCGUCGCGCUCUACUAUACUUGCCUUGCGGGUCAUCUGGAGGCCGCACGUAUGUUAUUGGAGACUGGCGCGAUUUGUUCGGAGCAUACUUUUGAUGGCGACAGGUGUCACUAUGCAGCGCUCAAUCUCAAGGUGAGAAAACUUCUCAAGGCUUUUGAAGCGAGGCCGCCACCGCUGGGACCGUUGCAGGCGUCUCUGAGGGACACGUUCUUGGGGUGUGGGGCUAAUCGGCAAUUCUUGGAGCAGGCUGAGGGUAUUCUUGGGAUUUCAGGUGUUUCAUCCAAUGUGGCAGUGAAUUACAAUUCAUUCCCUCCUGAUGUGGUAUUUUAUGUUCAAGGUAGACCUAUUGAAGCUCACAGAGUUAUUUUAAGUGCUCGGUCUUUGUUCUUUAUGAGAAAGUUUGAGACUGAUUGGAAAUCCCGCAACGAAGUGAGAUUUUCCAAGGAGAAGUUGUCUUAUCCAGCUCUUUACAGCCUCAUACACUUUUUUUAUUCUGAUAGACUGGAGAUUGCAGUGGAUGGCAUGGAAGAUCUUGUGAGAAUUUGCAAGGUGUGCAAGUGUGCGUCACUGCAAAGAAUUCUUGAGAAAGAAUUGAUUCAUCAAAAAUAUGCAGAGUAUAAGGCGUUGAGAGAGAUUGACAACUCUCAAAAACGAUUUAUUCUACAAGGCUCAUCACUACCUGAAGAAGAUCGGCUUCCUGCUGCAUUGUAUCGGAUCCUUCAAAUUUCCUUAUCAAGAUCUACCGUGGAUAAUUGUAUCGAUGAUAGUGUUAACAAAUUAGCAUCUUGUGUUAAGUCAAUGCACAUGAGUGAUUCCACAGAUGAUCUGGCUGAUGUAUGUGUAAGAGUUGAUAAGAAAAUGUUCCGUUGCCAUCAGGUGGUUUUAGCAUCAAGGUCGGAGUACUUUAAAGCAAGGUUGUCCCGUGUGAAGGAUUUUAAUGAAGGGAAGGAUGGGUUACCUCAUGAUACCCUUCCUUGUAUUGAAGAACGUGACUUGAGCAUGGAAACAUUUGAGAAAAUGGUUGAGUAUAUGUACACAGAUGGUUUGAAGGAGAUAGACCCAGAUCAGGCGGAGGAAAUGUUUGAUGCUGCUUCUAGAUAUCUAUUAUUUCCUCUUAAGCGUGCUGUGGCUGAUGUGCUGUUGCAGCAUCUGGAAAUGGUCUCACCAGCUGAAUUGUGCCAUUGGCUGAUAUUGUCAGAUAUGUAUGGUGUUUUCAAGAUACGGGAAUACUGUUUGGAGACGAUAGCUUGUAACUUUGAGACAUUUGCUGAUACUCGUGAGUUCCGGGCAAUGCUUUUGACACUACCUCCACCGUCUGGAGAUUCUUCACUUCGCACUACUGUUCCAAGUGCUCCAGGAGCCAUGGUGAAUGUAAAUCAAGGAAAUCUUCUCGAUGAUUUACGGGAAAAAUGGCUUGAGGCUGAGGGUGCUGAGCUUGACCAGAGAGACGAGAGUGCAAUAAUUUUUGACAAACGCCUUGAGUUGCUUAUGCAAGUCGCGAAGCAAGAAAAAUCUGAUACAUGCACUAGCAACAAUGAUGACUGAAUCACAUGAUAAUAGAAUUUAGAACAAAGGUUAUAGACAUUCUUUUUCCACAUAUAUAAAUAAGUCCAUUGUUUUGUGGCAUGUCAAAUUUGUAAGUGAAGACAGAUGUUCAAAUGUGUAAACUUAUAAACGCUUUAGUUGCGUUUUUGUAACUUGUGUUGCUGAAAUUCAGCUUAUUAGUUAAGUUGGAUUGUAUA
This is a messenger RNA of Mangifera indica (mango), 2142 nucleotides long. RefSeq names its product BTB/POZ domain-containing protein At2g04740. The transcript has 5 exons. Bases 191 to 1945 code for a protein of 584 amino acids. The record is from RefSeq and is a predicted model, not a curated record. Gene Ontology annotation, molecular function: protein binding. NCBI's taxonomy places the organism in Eukaryota, Viridiplantae, Streptophyta, Magnoliopsida, Sapindales, Anacardiaceae. Gene Ontology annotation, cellular component: cytoplasm; ubiquitin ligase complex.